UCGAAAACAGCCAUCCCCAUUUAAUGCCUUCCCUUUCCCCAAACUCUCCGAAACCCACCACCGCCCACACGCACACCCCCCAAUGAAAGAAAGGAGCAAAACACAAAAAAAUUGUUAUAACUUCAAACCACUCUACUCAUCUUCAAUCAACAACAAAAACUCUGAAAUCAUUCAUGCCAAUCCCUCCAAUAUAAAAACCCAAAAUUUUCUCUCUCUCUCUCAGCCGCCAAAUCAACAAAUUUGAUUUGAAUAGAGUGAGAGAGAAUUGGGUAUGAGAAAGAGAGAGAAGUAGAGUUGAUUUAUUUUUGGUUGUGGGCGUGAAGUGGUGGGUGGGGUUGGGAUAUGGUAAAUAGAGAUGGGGCGAGACGGGUACGUGGUGCCAGCGGACCCGGGUGCCGGUGCAGCCAUGAUAAGCGCGAGUGCGAAUGUGAAUGUGAAUUUGAAGAAGAAAAACCAGUCUGCGAGGAGUUGGAUACUGUUAGACUCCAGAGGAGAAGGGACCAAUCUAGAUGUGGACAAGUACGCUAUAAUGCACCGCGUUCACAUCCACGCACGUGAUCUCCGUAUUCUCGAUCCCUUGUUGUCUUACCCUUCCACCAUUCUUGGUCGUGACAAAGCCAUCGUUCUCAACUUAGAGCAUAUCAAGGCAAUUAUCACUGCUGAAGAGGUAUUGCUUCGGGAUCCAUCAGAUGAAAAUGUUAUCCCUGUUGUUGAGGAGCUUCAAAGGCGAUUGCCUCCUGCAAAUGCCAUUCCUCAAGGUCUAGGUGAUGGGAAAGAGUACCCAGGGGGCCAACAUGACGUUGAUGCUGGUGAAGAAGAUGAGUCUCCAUUUGAAUUCCGGGCCCUGGAGGUAGCGUUGGAAGCUAUUUGUAGUUUCCUUGCUGCACGCACAACAGAAUUGGAGACUGAUGCUUAUCCUGCAUUAGAUGAGCUUACAUCUAAGAUUAGUAGCCGUAACUUGGAUAGGGUUCGUAAAUUGAAGAGUGCAAUGACAAGGUUAACUGCUCGAGUUCAAAAGGUUAGAGAUGAACUUGAACAACUACUUGAUGAUGAUGAUGAUAUGGCUGACCUCUACUUGUCAAGAAAGUUGGCUGGUACGUCUUCACCAGUUAGUGGCUCUGGCGCUGCCAAUUGGUUUGCUGCCUCCCCUACUAUUGGCUCAAAGAUAUCCAGAGCGAGUAGAGCAAGUGUGGUAACAGUUCGUGGGGAUGAGAAUGACGUGGAGGAGCUUGAAAUGUUACUGGAGGCUUACUUUAUGCAAAUUGAUGGCACAUUGAACAAAUUAACCACACUUCGAGAAUACAUUGAUGAUACGGAAGAUUACAUCAAUAUUCAGCUUGACAAUCAUCGAAAUCAGCUGAUUCAGUUGGAGCUCUUUCUAAGUUCAGGAACCGUUUGUUUAUCCAUCUAUUCUUUAGUUGCCGGAAUAUUUGGAAUGAAUAUCCCAUAUACCUGGAAUAACAAUUAUGGUUACAUGUUUAAAUGGGUGAUCAUUGUCUCAGGAGCAAUCUGUGCCUUUCUCUUUACACUGAUUAUUUCUUAUGCACGCUACAAGGGAUUGGUUGGAUCUUGAAUUCACGCUCAUGCACCAAAUAUUGUUGCUGGAAAGGACUUCCAAGCUUGAACCUUAUGGCACCUACUAUCAUGUGCAGCAUAAUAAAUUUGGUUCCUCUCUCUUUCUGUUGGAAUGUAUCGACCAGGAUUGCAUAUGGCACCAGUGUUUUAAUCCCAAGGGAACAUGAGUUCACUAAAUUGUCAACUAGAUGUUGGUUUGAGGCACCAACUCAUAUCAAUUCAUUUUAUUGCCUCUAAUAUAUGUAAAGGCGGAAGCUCAGCUACUGUCAGGUGUGUAGCAUCUUUUAAGCAGAAUUGUAUAAUAGGAACUGUGUGCCAUAUUGACAGCCUAUACCCACAAUUAUGACAUUUUUCAAUCACAUUUAUUAAUCGCUUUUUGUUA
Quercus robur (English oak) is the source of this 1957-nucleotide messenger RNA. RefSeq names its product magnesium transporter MRS2-I-like. The transcript has 11 exons. The record is from RefSeq and is a predicted model, not a curated record. Gene Ontology annotation, cellular component: membrane. The coding region runs from base 356 to 1573 and encodes 405 amino acids. Gene Ontology annotation, biological process: magnesium ion transport; transmembrane transport. Lineage: Eukaryota; Viridiplantae; Streptophyta; Magnoliopsida; Fagales; Fagaceae. Gene Ontology annotation, molecular function: magnesium ion transmembrane transporter activity.